Messenger RNA from Suillus fuscotomentosus, 1517 nucleotides. RefSeq lists its product as uncharacterized. Bases 415 to 1434 code for a protein of 339 amino acids. The transcript is spliced from 4 exons. Lineage: Eukaryota; Fungi; Basidiomycota; Agaricomycetes; Boletales; Suillaceae. The record is from RefSeq and is a predicted model, not a curated record.
CCGAACUGGACUGUGAUUACAAGAAAGGGCAGGUAUCCUUCUAUGGAAGGUGAUACAGCCUUCGUUUACGUGGAACCGAAAAUGGGGUCAACGUUCGGAUGAGUCAAAGGGGCCUCGACAAGUUGCACGUUUUAAUAUUCUCACAGAGUGAGGGAAGUAACCAGGUAUGUAAGUCUUCUAUUGAUGCACGGGGCAAAGAGGGCGUCAAGAUUACUUUCAGUCGAUCAUCUAUAAAAUACAGUGCACUCCUCACCUCCGCUCUCACUUUUAUUCCUUCCUCUCGGCCAUCGGAUCCACGCGUGUGCAGGCAUACAACAAUUUAGCCAUCGACCUCAGACUAGACUUUCUUGCGACAACUCCUUUCGUUCUAACUCACUCUUUAACACUGCCAUAGAAGUUUUACUAGCAGUCUAGAUGGACAACGGUCUCAUCCAAAGCAGUUCCACUUCAGGUGUUCCGAACAAGUUAUCUAUCUCGCUUGACUUUGGUAGCACCAGCACCUCUGUGGACACCAGUGGCAACCGAUGGUCGCCUGUCGUCUCGCCAAAGUCAGCAUUGACCUUUGCAGCGGUAUGGGACCCAGAUGACGGCAUGGUGACAUUUUCCGGAACACACUUACUCGAUUCAAGCGACGAAUAUGACAGUUCCUCAGGAGCUAUUACUCCUCCUGACGUUUCGGACGAUGAUUUUCCUCAGACUGUUGCAGCCGACCACGACGGAUAUACUACAUCAGAAGAGAAUACUGCAGCUACUAUUGGAACAUUCCAAGAUUCGUUCAAAGCCUUCCUCCAUCGUGUUCCGCGGAGUUCAAAGUUUUGCAAGCGACAUAAACACUCCAAUACGGUGACAUCCUCGACGUUGGACGGACUAGACGUAUACUCGCGAGACCCUAUUGUACGGCCAUCACGCCGGUACCCAUCUUUUGAUAAGCUCAACACAGAACUCUCAUGCAAGGCGCAGGCUGACCAAUCAGAUCUUGUGUCAGAUGAGGGUUUCUUCGAAAAUAUACCAGUCAUUACAAAACACACAGAAUUGAAAUCACACUGGUCCGUCACGACUACCUCGACAUCUGCCUAUGUCGAUGUCCCACGUGUGGAACAAAAGACUCCUGAGAGUCGUGUACCACAUCCGCUAUGGAUAGCGGACACAUACCAGCCAACUUUUAACCUCGCCACUCCCCCAAAUAGUCCGCGCCGACGCCUGAAAAAACGCCGCCCUAGUGAAUGUCCAACUCCAGUUUCUCCGAUUUCAUAUAGCAGCAGCUCAGGUUCGACAAGUCCAAUUUCCACUAGUACUUCCUCCACCCCGACAUCGCCUUCACGUAGCCUCAAGUCCAAAAAAUCUCGUCGUUUUACAAAAGCGUCAACCGACGACAGCUGGGUCUCUAUUGAAAUAACUCCAUUCAUUACCCAACGGGUCGUCGAGGAGAUGUGAGGGUCUUCGGUGCCCUUCUUGGCGCUUCUCUGGCCCGAGUUCGACGUAUUGUAUACACUAUUUUGUGGUUUACCCUCCUUUUA